AUGCUACUUCAUUCGCAGACAACUGUGAGGCUAGAGGAUAGUCAGACCCAGGCCCCCGGCUCCCAAUGUGGCAGGGAAGACAUACGUCACAUUGGCAGUGUUUGUAGGAUAUCGGGCUGUAGGGAUCCGGUUGGGGGGUUCCAGGUCCCACAGAAGGUCCCUGAAGACUUCAUCUCCCGAGAGCUGUUUGACACAGUCCAAGUGUAUAUCAUCACCAAGCCAGAGCUGCAAAACAAGCUUAUCACUGUCACAGCUAUGGAAAAGAAGCUGAUCGGCUGUCCUGUGUGCAUCGAACACAAGAAGUACAGCCGCAAUGCUCUCCUCUUCAACCUGGGCUUCGUGUGUGAUGCCCAGGCCAAGACCUGCGCCCUCGAGCCCAUUGUUAAAAAGCUGGCUGGCUAUCUGACCACACUAGAGCUAGAGAGCAGCUUCGUGUCCACGGAGGAGAGCAAGCAGAAGUUGGUGCCCAUCAUGACCAUCUUGCUGGAGGAGCUAAAUGCCUCAGGCCGGUGCACUCUGCCCAUUGAUGAGUCCAACACCAUCCACUUGAAGGUGAUUGAGCAGCGGCCAGACCCUCCGGUGGCCCAGGAGUAUGAUGUACCUGUCUUUACCAAAGACAAGGAGGAUUUCUUCAACUCACAGUGGGACCUCACUACACAACAAAUCCUGCCCUACAUUGAUGGGUUCCGCCACAUCCAGAAGAUUUCAGCAGAGGCAGAUGUGGAGCUCAACCUGGUGCGCAUUGCUAUCCAGAACCUGCUGUACUACGGCGUUGUGACACUGGUGUCCAUCCUCCAGUACUCCAAUGUAUACUGCCCAACGCCCAAGGUCCAGGACCUGGUAGAUGACAAGUCCCUGCAGGAGGCAUGUCUAUCCUACGUGACCAAGCAAGGGCACAAGAGGGCCAGUCUCCGGGAUGUGUUCCAGCUAUACUGCAGCCUGAGCCCUGGCACUACCGUGCGAGACCUCAUUGGCCGCCACCCCCAGCAGCUGCAGCAUGUUGAUGAACGGAAGCUGAUCCAGUUCGGGCUUAUGAAGAACCUCAUCAGGCGACUACAGAAGUAUCCUGUGCGGGUGACUCGGGAAGAGCAGAGCCACCCUGCCCGGCUUUAUACAGGCUGCCACAGCUAUGACGAGAUCUGCUGCAAGACAGGCAUGAGCUACCAUGAGCUGGAUGAGCGGCUUGAAAAUGACCCCAACAUCAUCAUCUGCUGGAAGUGAGGCUGGUAGUGACUGGAUGGACACAUUGCUGUGGGUAGUCCCUCCUACUAGGAGGCUUGUCAUACUGUCUAGAGGUUGACUCUUAGUUCUGUAAAUAAAGACAUCCAUUUCAAACAGC
Molecule: messenger RNA, 1339 nt
Organism: Pan troglodytes (chimpanzee)
Lineage: Eukaryota; Metazoa; Chordata; Mammalia; Primates; Hominidae
Gene: NPRL2
Product: NPR2 like, GATOR1 complex subunit
Exons: 11
Coding region: 1-1221 (406 amino acids)
Biological process (GO): negative regulation of TORC1 signaling; positive regulation of autophagy; cellular response to amino acid starvation
Cellular component (GO): GATOR1 complex; vacuolar membrane
Molecular function (GO): GTPase activator activity
Source: RefSeq, a predicted model, not a curated record